Molecule: messenger RNA, 609 nt
Organism: Coffea eugenioides
Lineage: Eukaryota; Viridiplantae; Streptophyta; Magnoliopsida; Gentianales; Rubiaceae
Exons: 2
Coding region: 1-609 (202 amino acids)
Source: RefSeq, a predicted model, not a curated record
AUGUCAAAAGCCUAUGACAGGGUGGAGUGGGGAUUUCUAAAGGCAAUGAUGAUCAAAAUGGGAUUCUGUGAAAAAUGGAUCAACUGGAUCAUGGAGUGCAUCACAACAGCUACCUUCUCUUUCAAUAUAAAUGGGGAAGCAAGAGGAUAUGUGAUACCUUCUAGGGGAAUUAGGCAAGAUGACUCCCUGAUUUUUUGCAAAGCUGAUACAAGUCAAGCUGAAGAGGUGCUGAGGAUAUUGGAAAAAUAUGAAAAAGGCUCUGGACAAAUGAUAAACAUGGAAAAGUCUUCAGUUUUCUUUAGCAAGAAUGUGGCACAUGAAAAUCAAAAAGAAAUCUGCAGCAAACUAGGAAAUAUAAGGAGGGUGCAUCAAGGAAAGUAUUUGGGUUUGCCAAUGGUCAUAACCAGAACUAAGGAACAAAUCUUUGGCUAUAUCAGAGACAAAUGCCAGAAAACUGUCUCUAAUUGGUGCAACAAGAAGCUUAGCCAAGCAAGUAAAGAGGUGUUACUGAAAGCAAUUACUAUGGCUAUGCCAACCUAUACAAUGUCUUGCUUCAAGCUUCCAGUGAAAUUGUGUAAGGAUAUACAUGCCUUAAUGGCAAGAUUCUAG